Molecule: messenger RNA, 1626 nt
Organism: Lates calcarifer (barramundi perch)
Lineage: Eukaryota; Metazoa; Chordata; Actinopteri; Centropomidae
Exons: 6
Coding region: 481-1296 (271 amino acids)
Source: RefSeq, a predicted model, not a curated record
UUGGUGGUGGUGGGGGGUGGUUGAGGAAACUGCUUGGAAAUAAGGUGACGCCUACGUGACUCACUGACUGGACGUGACAAGCAGAGAUAAAGGCCAGAGAGAGAAGGAGAAGGUCCAGAAACACUUCAGCUGUACUUCUGUCUGAUGUUGUUUGCAGUAACGGCUGUGGAUCUGGAGCUCUCAUCUUUAACUAGGUUCUUUAUCACAAUGAAAUGGCAACUGCUUUGAAGAUUUUGUUUUAUUUUAGGCCAUAAAUCUGCUCAGUGAGUGAACUGCACUGCACCUUAACCUCUGAGAAAGUGAACGCAGAGUGGAGCAGCUCUGGCUCGACUCUGUUGUUUGUCUCACCUUUGGAAAGGUGGUGUUGUUAUUCUUGCUGUGGUGGCACCCCUGCUGCAUGAGUUCAGAGGAAAUGGUGUGCUGUUGCUGUGGUCAUGGACAAAUUCCUCUCUCUGUUCUGUGUCUACAUCAGCAGGUGUUAUGGAUCUACAGUAUUUCCUGUGCGGGAGAGUUGCUCUGCUGCUUCUUUUGAUGCCAUGUAGGCUCCAGUGUAUGUCAGUGCACAUCCUCAAUGAGGAGCCCGUGCAUGUAAUCCCUGACUUCAGGCUGGUUCUGAAAGCCCAGAUCGAGCAUGGACCACUUGAACAGGUCUCCAUGGUAACCUGGGAAAGAGAGCCCGAAACUGGAAUCUCUCCCGUGAGAGUGACACUGGCCACAUGCCCAGGCGAAAGCUUCAAGUGUGCUGGUAUGAGGCCAAAAGUCAGUGCGAACGUGGAGCAGCAGGAGGCAACACUUGAGAUUAAUGGAUACAGCAGAGCGGACAGCGGUGUGUACGCUGUGACUGUGACGGAUCACACAGGAGCCAAGACCACUGCACACUGCAUUGUCAGGGAAUAUGAGGCGGUGCACCAUGUCUCUGUCAGCAUCAAUGUGUCUCAUUCCUUGCUGGUUUGCGGCGAGGCCUGGGGGACGGACCCUCACUUCAGCUGGCUUCACGAGAGGGUCGCCAUCACCAAGACUGUGGGAAACGUCUCCAAAGAUGGAACGACGCUGUUUGUGACCAAGAAACCUAUUUGUGGCCACUUCACCUGUAUGGUUAGCAACAAACUGGGCUACAGUUCUGCCACAUAUACUGCAGCACCUUGUGAGACAGAGGGCAGAGGGACAACGGCGGCCGUGGUGUGUCUCGUCCUCCUGCUGCUGCUUGGAGGAGUACUGGCAUUUCUGCUGUGGUGGAGACACAGGCACAAUAACAGUGGAGAGAUUCUGCACCAACCUUUGAAUGACCCCAUCUAAAAACUCAGAGGUCUAAAAAGGGGAGAGCAGGGAAUGGACUGGACUGUGAGGGAGGAUCUUCCUGUCCUGUGAGCAGUGUGACCUUACACAGCAGUGGAACAAUGUGAAGAGUGAACUGCUCGUCGGCAAAAAGAAAAAUAUCUAAAAAUGGAUAUUGAGCCUGAGAUACCAGCAGAGUCUUUACACUGCCUCCUGCUGGGCUGCAACUGACACUGUGUAUUUAAUAGCAUAGGCAUAGGUAAUGAUCAUUUUUGUAAGCUUGUAUUGACUCUACAUUGUAUUUAAAUGUAUUGUAUUUCUUUUAUAAUAAAAUCCCUUUACAGAAUGUGA